Saprolegnia parasitica CBS 223.65 is the source of this 543-nucleotide messenger RNA. RefSeq lists its product as hypothetical. Bases 1 to 543 code for a protein of 180 amino acids. The record is from RefSeq and is a predicted model, not a curated record. The transcript has a single exon. NCBI's taxonomy places the organism in Eukaryota, Oomycota, Saprolegniomycetes, Saprolegniales, Saprolegniaceae.
AUGUGCCUCUUUCACCAGUGCGAUCUGCCGCCGCUGCCCGGCACCACCAAGUGCGAGCGCCACAAGCACCGAACGCCGUGCGCGGUGCCUGGCUGCGCCAACCAAGCGUACGCGCGCAGUCGCUGCGUGCGCCAUGGCGGCCAAACGAGCUGCCUCCAAGACGGCUGCAACGCCAACGCCCGCGCCCACGGCUACUGCGCCAAGCACCUCUCGACAGACCACAAGUCGCUCUGCACGGAGCCCGGUUGCGGCAGCUUUGCGCGCACCAAGGGCCGCUGUGUGCGCCACGGCGGCGGCCGACCGUGCUCCGUGUGCGGGUGCAAGUCCCAUGCCCGCAGCGGCGGCUACUGCCACCGCCACGCUGCCCAGCGCACGAUGGCGCCAACGCCGUCCCCAAAACGCCCAAGCCGUUCGACUCGGAUGCACUGCGAAAGCAUGGAGAUCGUCGACGACGACGCGUGGAUGGACGACAGCAUCCUCGAGCUCAUUCUCGCCGUCGCGACUUUUGUCCACCCCGCACCACCGACAUCAAUAGAAAUUUAG